Symbiodinium necroappetens is the source of this 372-nucleotide messenger RNA. NCBI's taxonomy places the organism in Eukaryota, Dinophyceae, Suessiales, Symbiodiniaceae. The record is from the annotation of a GenBank genome assembly.
GAGGAUGAAGAGGAGGGCGUGCCCGCAAAGUACGUUCAAGCCCUCCAGGAUUUUGAGCUGACCACCGUGCCCUCUGAGGACAGCCUCUUCAAAUCUGCCACAGCAGACAAAGAGCGGGGCAACCAGCUCUUCAAGCUCAAGGACUACGAGGCCGCCUCGGAGUUCUACGGCACCGCCCUGGCGCGCUUCGCCGCACGGCCGGUGGGUCGCGGUGAGCAGGUGCUGCUGAGGCGACAAGAUCACGACAAGGAGGGAAAGUCUGCGCUCGCCUUGGCCACGGUUCUGUCCGUGGACUCCGAGGGCCUGUGCGAGCUGUCCAAUGGGGCAGAGCUGCCGGCUUUCUGCCUGAACUUCACAGUUGAGGAGCCGUAA